AUGUUUCCAACUAUUGAAUUUUUAACUGAUCAACCUAAUGAUUAUCUGGAUGAAAUUUGUGAAAUUAGCAAUACUCCCAAUGACAUCAACUUUAAAAUUAAGCAACUUUGCGAACAAAUCCAAGAUAAUCUUGAAUGGAUUUCUAGUGAACAAAUACAGGAAACUAAAAACCCAGAUUUUAGAAAUAUUGAGUCAAUAAGUAGUGAUAGCCAAUAUAUUAAAAAAAAAUUUAAAAUACGUGAAACUCAACAACUUUUACAACAUUGUUUAAUUUUAAUUGAGCAAAAUCAUGAUAUAAAGCUACAAACUAACUUAUUAGUACAUAAUUUACUUCAUUUCUUUCAGAAUCAAGUUACUUUAGUAUCAAGUUUAAAAGAUAAUACAAAUUAUGAUUCAUAUUCAGAAACAGAUACAGGGGAUUCAUCUACAUUAUCAAAAUAUAUAACUAUAGCUGAUAAUGAUCAUCUAUAUAAUCAGAUUUUACAAGAACAACUUAUAGCUACAAAACAAAUAGAGAUGAAUACUCAAAGACUCUUAGAUAUACACAAUUUCAUAUAUGGAGAAGUAAUACAAACUGAAGAAUUUAUUAAUGAUAUUGAUUCAAAUAUUCAAUUAACAAAUAAGUUUACAGGUACACAAUAUUUACUCAAUGAAUUAGAAAGGAGUUCGAAUUAUCACUAUACAAAGUACAUCCUGAAGGUCUUUAUUUGUUUCUUGAUAUUUAUACUGUUUAUUUUAGUUCCUAUCAUACUAACUAUUAUUAGGAAUUAA
Molecule: messenger RNA, 771 nt
Organism: Cryptosporidium muris RN66
Lineage: Eukaryota; Apicomplexa; Conoidasida; Eucoccidiorida; Cryptosporidiidae
Exons: 2
Coding region: 1-771 (256 amino acids)
Source: RefSeq, a predicted model, not a curated record